AUGCCGCCCGCCGCCUCCUCCAGCGACUUCAAGCUCGUGGGCAACAAGAACUUCAAGCGCCACAACCCCAUGAGCGACCGCUUCGACGUGCAAAAGUUCCACCACAUCGAGUUCUUCUGCCUGGACGCCACCAACGUGUCCAGCCGCUUCACGUGGGGGCUGGGCAUGCGCCAGAUCGCCAAGUCCGACCAGUCCACGGGCAACCACGUGUCGGCCAGCUACGUGGUCGAGAGCGGCGAGGUCAAGCUCGUCUUCACGGCGCCCUACGCGCUGGAGACGGAGAAGGCGCCCGGCGCCGUGAGCCCCAUCCCGGGCUACGACGCGGCCUUCGCGCAGCAGUUCGUGCUCAAGCACGGCCUCGCGGUGCGCGCGCUCGGCAUUCAGGUGGCCGACGCCAAGGAGGCGUACGAGGUCUCGGUGCAGAACGGCGCCGAGGGCGUGCUGGAGCCCCAGGCGCUCACGGACAAGGACUCGAGCAAGGCCACGGUCAUCUCCGAGGUCAAGAUCUACGGUGACGUCGUCAUCCGCUGGGUGAGCGGCGACUUCGAGGGCCCAUUCGUGCCUGGCUACCAGGCGGUGGACCGCCCCGACAUGAGCAUCGGCAUCCAGCGCAUGGACCACUGCGUGGGCAACGUGCCCAGCCUGGGCGAGGCCGUCAAGUACAUCACGGGCUUCACGGGCUUCCACGAGUUCUCCGAGUUCACGGCCGAGGACGUGGGCACGCUCGAGUCGGGUCUCAACAGCAUGGUGCUGGCCAGCAACAACGAGAUGGUGCUGCUGCCCGUGAACGAGCCGACCUUCGGCACCAAGCGCAAGAGCCAGAUCCAGACGUACCUGGAGCAGAACGUCGGUGCCGGGCUCCAGCACGUGGCGCUCAAGACAAACGACAUCUUCCACACGCUGGCGGAGAUGCGCAAGCGCAGCCUGGUGGGCGGCUUCGAGUUCAUGCCGAGCCCCAACAAGCGCUACUACGAGCAGAUGCCCGAGCGCAUCGGCGACUCCCUGACCAAGGAACAGUACGAGCAGAUCGAGAAGCUGGGCCUGCUGGUGGACAAGGACGACCAGGGCAUCCUGCUGCAGAUCUUCACCAAGCCGCUGGGUGACCGCGCCACCGUCUUCUUCGAGAUCAUCGAGCGCGUGGGCUGCAUGAAGGACAUCGCAGGCCGCCUCGAGCAGGCCGCCGGCUGCGGCGGCUUCGGCAAGGGCAACUUCUCGGCGCUCUUCAAGUCGAUCGAGGACUACGAGAAGUCCCUCAACGUGUAAGGAGUGAGUGAGUAGCGUUCGUGCGUUUGGUGCGGGACCCACCACAUAAAACAAAAAAGUAAUGAAUCAUCGAGCUGCUGUUU
Phytophthora sojae is the source of this 1346-nucleotide messenger RNA. RefSeq lists its product as hypothetical. Gene Ontology annotation, molecular function: 4-hydroxyphenylpyruvate dioxygenase activity. The coding region runs from base 1 to 1263 and encodes 420 amino acids. The record is from RefSeq and is a predicted model, not a curated record. Gene Ontology annotation, biological process: L-tyrosine catabolic process. Lineage: Eukaryota; Oomycota; Peronosporomycetes; Peronosporales; Peronosporaceae. The transcript has a single exon.